AUGCCUGAUGAGGAAACUGAUGUUGAUGAAUAUUGCCAUGCUCAAUUUAAAGAAGAGAAAACUGAUGACGUAGAUGAAUAUUGUCGCAUUAAAGAAGAGAAAACUGAUGAUGUAGAUGAAUAUUGCCAUGUUAAAGAAGAGAAAACUGAUGAUGUAGAUGAAUAUUGUCAUGUUAAAGAAGAGAAAACAGAUGAUAUAGAUGAAUAUUGUCAUGUUAAAGAAGAGAAAACUGAUGUAGAUGAAUAUUGUCAUAUUAAAGAAGAGAAAACUGAUGAUGUAGAUGAAUAUUGUCAUGUUAAAGAAGAGAAAACUGAUGAUGUAGAUGAAUAUUGCCAUGUUAAAGAAGAGAAAACUGAUGAUGUAGAUGAAUAUUGUCAUGUUAAAGAAGAGAAAACUGAUGACGUAGAUGAAUAUUGUCAUGUUAAAGAAGAGAAAACUGUUGAUGUAGAUGAAUAUUGUCAUGUUAAAGAAGAGAAAACUGAUGACGUAGAUGAAUAUUAUCAUGUUAAAGAAGAGAAAACUGAUGAUGUAGAUGAAUAUUGUCACGUUAAAGAAGAGAAAACUGAAGAUAUUGAACCAGUUUAUCAGUGUAAUUUAUGUGAUGAAGAAUUUAAAUCGAAUACUGAUUUAGAGAAACAUUGUAAAAUACAUAUUGAAGAAGAGUUGAAAGCUGGUAAUGAUAGUGAUGUAGGCCUACAAUCAGCUGACAGUCAGGGUAUUGAUGUAGGCCUACAAUCAGCUGACAGUCAGGGUAGUGAUGUAGGCCUACAAUCAGCUGACAGUCAUGCUGUAGCGAAGCGUUAUAAAUGUGAUUUUUGUAGUAAAUCAUUUAACCAUAAUAGUGGUCUACAGUCACACAGGAGAAUUCAUACUGGUCAAAAACCUUCUAAAUGUGAUGUUUGUGAUAAAUCAUUUUCACAGAGUAGUCAUCUAAAUGGUCACAUUAGAAGCCAUACAGGUGAGAAGCCAUAUCAAUGUGAUGUUUGUAGUAAAUCAUUUACCAAGAGUAAUAUUCUGCAAAGACACAGGAGAACGCAUACUGGUCAAAAACCUUAUAAAUGUGAUGUUUGUGGUAAAUCAUUUUCACAGAGUAGCCAUCUUUACAGUCACGUUAGAAUUCAUUCUGGGAAAAAACCUUAUAAAUGUGAUAUUUGUGAUAAAUCAUUUCAACAGAGUAGUCAUCUAUACAGUCACAUGAGAAUUCAUACGGAAGAAAAAUCUUAUCAAUGUGAUGUUUGUAGUAAAUCAUUUAGGUUCAGUCAGGGUUUGUGGCAGCAUAUCAAAAGUCAUACGAGAGUAAAACCUUAUAAAUGUGAUGUUUGUAGUAAAUCAUUCACUACCAGUAGUAAUCUACAGGGUCAUUUGAGAAUCCACACAGGUGAAAAACCUCAUGGGUGUCAUGUUUGUGGUAAAUCGUUUGCUGGUAGUAGUACUUUAAAGAAACAUAUCAGGAUUCAUACAGGUGAAAAACCGUAUAAGUGUGAUGUUUGUACUCGAUCAUUUUCCGCAAGUUUUAACCUUCAAAGACACACAAAAACUCAUAUCGGAGGGAAAACGUAAUAGAGCACAUAAAAUGAUCAAAUAUAGAUGUGCUCAAAAAUCGAUUUUGCUAAUUAUCCAAAACAGUCUCAGUCAUUGUUGUUUGUAUUUUAGAGGAGAGCUGAAAAAAACUCC
Patella vulgata (common limpet) is the source of this 1674-nucleotide messenger RNA. RefSeq names its product zinc finger protein 501-like. Gene Ontology annotation, biological process: regulation of transcription by RNA polymerase II. Lineage: Eukaryota; Metazoa; Mollusca; Gastropoda; Patellidae. Gene Ontology annotation, molecular function: chromatin insulator sequence binding. Bases 1 to 1560 code for a protein of 519 amino acids. The record is from RefSeq and is a predicted model, not a curated record. The transcript is spliced from 2 exons. Gene Ontology annotation, cellular component: chromosome.